This is a messenger RNA of Cooperia oncophora, 423 nucleotides long. The record is from the annotation of a GenBank genome assembly. NCBI's taxonomy places the organism in Eukaryota, Metazoa, Nematoda, Chromadorea, Rhabditida, Trichostrongylidae.
AUGAGACUGAGAGAUCCCAAUUCAUUCCCAAUCAUUCAGAAAUUCACGCUGUUCACAACUCUCGUGAUCGGAGUUCAGGCUAUCGAUUCGCUAAAGGAAGUUCAUAACGCAGGCUACGUCCAUCGUGAUGUAAAACCGUCAAACUACGCCAUCGGAGAGGCUGGAACGUCAAGGGAGAAGCUGAUCUACAUACUCGAUUUUGGACUUGCUCGAUCAUAUCAAAGAGUUUUGCCCGAUGGUAAGGUAAUCCUCCGAAAUCCACGGAGAACAGUACAGUUCAGGAAGAAUAUGACUGACCACGGUCCGACGGAGCGUGAAAAGAUUCAAAGAGAAGGUGAACUUCUUGAACAAUGCCCAAAGGAGUUUGAACUGUACACCUUGCAUUUGAAGCAGCUCAGCUACGCUAUUGCACCAGGUUUGUAG